Molecule: messenger RNA, 1710 nt
Organism: Rhipicephalus sanguineus (brown dog tick)
Lineage: Eukaryota; Metazoa; Arthropoda; Arachnida; Ixodida; Ixodidae
Product: signal-induced proliferation-associated 1-like protein 2
Biological process (GO): regulation of small GTPase mediated signal transduction; activation of GTPase activity
Cellular component (GO): cytoplasm
Molecular function (GO): protein binding; GTPase activator activity
Source: RefSeq, a predicted model, not a curated record
AUGAAAUCGUACAAGGUUGGGGUCAUGUACUGCCGGGCAGGACAGGCCACUGAAGAAGAAAUGUACAACAACGAAACUGCGGGUCCGGCUUUUGAGGAGUUUCUCGAGAUGCUGGGCCACAAAGUUCGGCUCAAGGGCUUCCAGAACUAUCGGGCGGGCCUCGACAACAAGACGGACACCACCGGCCUCUACUCGGUGUACUCAACCUAUGAGGACUGCGAGAUUAUGUUCCAUGUUUCCACCAUGCUUCCAUACACACCCAGCAACAAGCAGCAGCUGCUGCGCAAGCGUCACAUCGGCAACGACAUCGUCACCCUCGUGUUUCAAGAGCCCCGAGCUCUGCCCUUCACGCCCAAAAACAUCCGGUCACACUUCCAGCAUGUCUUCAUCAUCGUGCGCGCCAUCGAACCCUGCACCUCCAAGACUCGGUACAGCGUUGCCGUGAGUCGAUCGAAAGAGGUCCCCGUGUUUGGUCCUCCGAUCCCCGACGGUGCCACAUUCCCUAAGUCCAAGAAGUUCACCGACUUCAUUCUUGCUAAAGUGAUCAACGCAGAGAACGCUGCCCACCGAUCUGAAAAGUUUGCCACCAUGGCACAGCGGACGCGGCAGGAGUACCUCAAGGACCUCGCAGCCAACUACUCGACCAACACCACACUUGACUCUGGACCUAAAUUUUCCCUUCUGAGCUUCGGAUCACGCAAGAAGGAGAGACCGCGGCCUAGGUUUGUGCCGGACGGCUUUGUGCGGGGCGCCAUCUCUUGGUCGGUUCAGGUGGAAGACCAGGGCCAAGGCUGUGUGUGCGACUGCAUCCUCGGCAUCUCAGCCAGCUCACUCGUGCUACUAGACGACGUGACCGGAGAGCCGGUCUUCGGAUGUGCGACCGCUGCAGUGCUUGGAUGGUCCUCGCACAGCAGCAGUCUGAAGCUUUUCUACCAUCAGGGAGAGUGCGUGGUGCUCCGGGCACGUGACUCAGAUGCCGACGAGGCGCAAGAGAUUGUGACCAGGUUGGCCUGCGUCACCGAUGGAUGUGAGACCCAGGAGCUGAUGUUGUGCCGCAAUACUGUCGGACAGCUGGGCUUUCACGUUCAGUCCGAGGGGCUGGUCACCGAGGUCGAGCCACAUGGGCUCGCCUGGGAAGCUGGACUUCGACGUGGAUGCCGUCUGCUCGAGAUCUGCAAGGUGGCCGUGGCAACCCUCAGCUAUGACCAGAUGGUGGACCUGCUCAAGACAUCCGUCAUGGUCAGCGUCACGGUCGUGCCUCCGCACAAGGACGGCAGCCCUCGGAGAGGUUGUCCCCUGCAAAACUGCAGCUACUUUGGCCCCGACUACGACAGCAGCGCAGGGUCUGACCUGGGGUCGCCCGGGGGCAGCACCAGUGGCUUGCUCCAGAGGGGAGGGCCUGCACCGGCUGUUGGCCAACAGGUGCCGUCGUAUGCCAAGGCUCGAGCAAGGAGUGAUAUGCAGUUCAGGUGUACCAGCCAACCACAGAGGCCCUGUGAAGCUCCACCAGCUGAUGACCGGCCAUCACCUGUGCCCCCACCGGUUCCAGCACGAAUGGCACGCAGUCCACCAGGAAGAGGCGGAAGCUCGCCAAACGAGCGGCUGGCCCGACGAGCAGCGUGCAACUCCCUGCCACCCUUAGUGGUGGCGCCACCGCCUUCCUCUACAGUCUCGGGCCAAUCAGUACCACGGGAUCACAGGAGUGUGUGA